Molecule: messenger RNA, 2089 nt
Organism: Hipposideros armiger (great roundleaf bat)
Lineage: Eukaryota; Metazoa; Chordata; Mammalia; Chiroptera; Hipposideridae
Gene: DPEP1
Product: dipeptidase 1
Exons: 11
Coding region: 139-1902 (587 amino acids)
Biological process (GO): proteolysis
Cellular component (GO): plasma membrane
Molecular function (GO): metallodipeptidase activity
Source: RefSeq, a predicted model, not a curated record
CGUGUGGUCAUGCCCCCAGCUUAGCUCCCAGAAAUGCUGUCCUGUCAGCAACUUGCAAGAACCACCCAGAUGACGUGAAUGACCUUGUGAGACCACAGCCAUGGGGUACCGUGAUGAAGCAGGGGACAAAACAACAGAAUGCUGGCCCUUCCUUUAUUUAAAUGUUGUGUAUUUUGUUCAUCGUGGAUUAUACCUGCGCAAAUUUUUAUUUUUUUAAAUACAAUAUGCCUUGAAGUACUCCCUGCCACGAUGACUGAGGCUUUGGCAGCCCCACUUGGAAUCCAGCGUCUGAGGGCAGGGCCGUGCCCUCCGCAUGCGAGUCCAGCCCAGUGCCACCUGAUGUUAUGCCCUUGGAAGGACUGUGCCAGUGUGGGGGCUGGGGGCCCACGUCUGUCAGGGAUAAGGCAGAGCCCUCAGAGUCCCCAGAGCCUUGCGUGUGGGGCCUGGCAGGAUAAGGACCCCGGCUCCAUGGGAACGCUGGCACUGCAGGAUUCUGACCCAAGCCCCAAAGUCCAGCCUGCUCAGUCAGAAGCCUGCUGGGACGUGGGUCCUGGUGAGGCCAAGAACCAGGCUGCAGACCCCCAGCACUGGGAGGCCCAGCUCACCCGUCAGUGCACAGGCCAGCCAGGCCGGGAGCAGCGGCAGAAACAGGCCCCUGGGGACUGUGUCAUGUGGAUCAGCUGGUGGCUCUGGCCCCUGGUGGGUAUCUGCAUGGCAGACCGUUUCCGGGAAGAGGCAGAGAGAAUUAUGCGGGACACACCUGUCAUUGAUGGGCACAACGACCUGCCCUGGCAGCUGCUGAAGAAGUUCAACAAUCAGCUUCGGGACCAGAGGGCCAACCUGACCAGUCUGGCUGACACGCACACCAAUAUCCCCAAGCUGAAGGCUGGGUUUGUGGGGGGUCAGUUCUGGUCUGCGUACACACCCUGCGAAACCCAGAACAAAGACGCCGUGAGGAGGACGCUGGAGCAGAUCGACGUCAUCCAUCGCAUGUGCCAGAUGUACCCUGAGACCUUCGUGUGUGUCACCAGCAGCCAAGGCAUCCGACAGGCCUUCCAGGAGGGGAAGGUGGCCAGUCUGGUGGGCGUGGAGGGCGGCCACUCCAUCGACAGCAGCCUGGGCGUCCUCCGGGCACUCUACCACCUGGGCAUGCGGUACCUGACCCUCACGCACAGCUGCAACACGCCCUGGGCCGACAACUGGCUUGUGGACAGCGGGGAUGAUGAGGCCCACAGCCAAGGCCUGUCGUCCUUUGGGCAGAGUGUGGUGAGGGAGAUGAACCGGCUGGGCAUCCUCAUCGACUUGGCCCACGUGUCUGUGGCGACCAUGAAGGCCACCCUGAAGCUGUCCAAGGCCCCCGUCAUCUUCAGUCACUCCUCAGCAUACACGCUGUGCGCGCACCGGCGCAACGUGCCUGACGACGUGCUGCAGCUGGUGAACGAGACCGGCAGCCUAGUGAUGGUCAACUUCUACAAUGACUACGUUUCCUGCAAAACGGAGGCCACCCUGUCCCAAGUAGCGGACCACCUGGACCACAUCAAGAAGGUGGCGGGAGCUGGAGCGGUGGGCUUCGGUGGGGACUUCGAUGGUGUUUCAAGGCUCCCCUCGGGGCUUGAGGAUGUGUCCAAGUACCCAGACCUGGUCGCUGAGCUGCUCAGGAGGCAGUGGACGGAGGAGGAGGUCAGAGGCGCCCUGGCUGUCAACCUCCUGAGGGUCUUUGAGGCCGUGGAGAAGGUGAGCGAUCACACACAAAGUGCUGAGGAGGAGCCCAUCCCGCUGGCGGAGCUGGAGACUUCCUGCAGGACAACAUACGGCUACUCAGAGGCCCCCAGCCUCCACCAGCAGCCAGGGGCCCUGCUGACCGCCCUCACCCCCCUCCUCCUCAGCCUGAGUCUCCUGUGACACACUGGGGACCAAAAUCCCGCACUCCUGAAGCUUGGGGCAGACUGUGCCAUCAGAGCAGCCAAGACUCCACAAGCACUGUCCGCCAUGUACAAGGUCUGGCCCAUCCUGAGCAGACCUGGGCAUUAUGCUGUGGGCACUCGGGGCACAGGCCCAGUGACCCUCAAUAAAGGCAAUGAUCCCUUUG